Molecule: messenger RNA, 2498 nt
Organism: Prunus persica (peach)
Lineage: Eukaryota; Viridiplantae; Streptophyta; Magnoliopsida; Rosales; Rosaceae
Product: putative disease resistance protein At3g14460
Exons: 2
Coding region: 405-2261 (618 amino acids)
Source: RefSeq, a predicted model, not a curated record
UUUUGUUGUGGGGAAACACAUCGGAUCAGGGAUAGCAGAGUUAAAAGACUUGUCACAUCUUCGAGGUUCACUUUCCAUUUCUGGUUUGCAUGAAGUCAGUGUUGGGGAUGCAAUUCGGGCGAAAAUGCAGGUUAAGCAACACCUUGAUGAACUAGUUAUGGAAUGGAGCAGUGAUGAUGAUUCGCGAAAUGAACAAAUUGAGACAGAUGUAUUGGAUGCAUUAGAGCCUCAUGAAAACUUGAGUAAACUCACCAUUAGCUACUAUGGUGGUACAAAAUUUCCAAGUUGGAUGUGUGAUCCUAUACACUGGCAUGGUAUAGCUGCAUCUCAAAGGUUGUGCAAAAUGCACAUCUUUACCAUCCCUUGGCCAACUGCCUUCUCUUAAAGAUCUUGUAAUUGAAGCAAUGGAUGGAAUAAAUCAUGUCGGACUUGAUUUUUAUGGGGAUGGUGAUGCUUUCACAAUUCCUUUUCCGUCUUUGGAAACUUUGAAAUUUGAGAACAUGAAAGAGUGGGAGUUAUGGUCAUCUUUAGAAGAUGGAAGACUUCAAGGAAUUCCUGGCCUUCGCGAGCUUUCUAUAUUCAGAUGUCCAAAGUUAAGAAAGUUCUCUCAUGGAUUUGCUUCCCUGAAAAAACUGCGCAUCAAGUAUUGUGGGGCUUUGACUAGUUUUUCUCAUCAUCCUAAACUUGGAAACUUAGAACCUGUACAAUUCCCUAGCCUUCAACAGCUUGUCCUCGUAGGUUGCAAAGAGCUUGAAGAUCUUCCUGUUACCCUGCCUUCAUUGGAAGGUCUUGAGAUAGAUGGUUGCGAAAAAUUGGCUGCACUUCCAAGGCUAAUGGGACUUUGUACAUUGUCCGUGUCAGAUUCUAAUGCUGAAUUACUGGGAUGUAUGAAUGAACUAACCUCACUGAGCUCUCUGCGCCUGAAUCAUAUUUCACAUGUCAAGUCACUGCCUGAGGGCUUUAUACGACUUUCCACAAAGCUUGAAGAAUUGAGUCUUGAUAGCUUUUCUGAACUUAAUCAGUUGUCAAAUGAGCAAGUUGGACUGACAGAUCUUGCAUCCCUCCAACGCUUGACAAUCUCCAAUUGUCCUCAAUUUGUUGCUUUUCCCAAUGAAGCUGAUAAGCUGCCUCCUGUGCUUAACUAUUUGAGUUUAAAACAUUCUGAGAGCCUGUUGAAGUUUCCAGAUGAGCUUUACAAACUUAAGUUUCUUACAGAGUUGAGGAUUGAAUGGUGUCCAAAGAUUGAAUCAUUUCCAGAUACAGGGUUUCCCUCCAUGCUUAAGCGUCUUGUAAUUGGUGACUGUGGCGGUCUUAAGAGCCUUCCGAAGGAGGUGUUACACAACAACAAUUGUCUUGAGUAUUUGGACAUACAUAAAUGUUCCUCUUUGAUAUCAUUUCUUGAGGAAGGAAACUUGCCUACUACUCUGAAACAUGUGAAAGUUUACUACUGCAAAAUUCUAACAUCACUGCCUGGGGGUUUAAUGAUCAAAGACAACAUGACUCUUCAGUUUUUGGAGAUAGACAACUGCCCCUCUCUCAUGUCCUUCCCAAGUGGUGAAUUACCCACAACACUAGAGCGUCUUGAGAUUGGUGAUUGCUCUAAACUCCAGACCUUACCAUUGAACCUUGUCAACCUCGUAAAUCUUGAGACCUUGGAAGUAAUUAGAUGCCCCCUUCUUGAGCAUUUUCCAGUGGGUGGGUUGCCAACCAACAUGAAGUCAGUUAGAAUUUUUGAAUGUGAGAAGCUCAAGUUCCUACCUGAGUUUAUUUACAAACUCAAACGGCUUCAAAAAUUGGAGAUAUCUUUUUGUCCAAGUCUCAUAUCCUUGCCAAAGUCGGGACUGCCCACCAAUUUAAGAUUACUGACAGUUACAGAUUGUGAAAUGCUUAAUCCUGUAGAUGAGUGGAAACUUCACAAACUCAAAUCUCUUCAUGAUCUCACCAUUGGUGGAUUUCCUGGCCUCGUGUCGUUUUCAAAUGAGUAUCUUCUUCCACACACUCUAACCUCUCUUGUUGUCCAAAGACUCCCUGAUCUUGAAUCCAUAUCGGAGGCGCUCCAGAAUCUCGACUCACUUCAAAAAUUGGUUAUUAGUGAGUGUGAUAAGCUCCAAUCUUUGCCAAUGAAUGGGCUGCCAGCUAUGCUUGGUGACCUAUCUAUUCGUUAUUGUCAUCUUCUUCAACAUCGGUGUGAGCGGGACAAGGGAGAGGAUUGGUCCAAGAUUGAAAACAUUCCCUAUGUACAUUUGAGUUAUGAGUUGUAAACAAUCCAUGAUUUACACCCAACCGGAGCCCUAAAAUAUAUGGAGGUUUGCUUUUUAAGUGCUUCUUACUACUCUCAACUUCUUUGCACCCCUGCAUCCAUGAUUUAAAAUGGCAUCAAAUAAAAGUACCAAACUCAGGGUUGUGCAUGGAUGUGUGUGACUGCCAGAGGAUCCGCAGCCUAUAUUCUCUGCUAUGUUCUGCAGGCUUGCAGCCAGGAACUCCUGAAUAUGCUACAU